Messenger RNA from Acanthoscelides obtectus, 1825 nucleotides. NCBI's taxonomy places the organism in Eukaryota, Metazoa, Arthropoda, Insecta, Coleoptera, Chrysomelidae. The record is from the annotation of a GenBank genome assembly.
CUGAACACUGGGAUGUCAGAAAAUGAUUUAAACUAAUCUACUUGGCGCUUUUUUCCAGAUUGAGAUGGCUCCGAACCUCACAUCGCUCUUCCUGGCUGACGCCACCUCUGCGGAGCCAGUACAGAUCAUCAGCCCAAAAUCAGAAGUGCUCACCUACAAACCUGUUUAUCAAGCGCCCAAGAAGCCCAUAGCAAAGUCCAAGGAGCCGCAGUACAAAUGGGACAUCGUGUGGAGGAAUGUGCUGAUCUUCAUUUUACUUCACGCCGCUGGAGUCUAUGGGUUAUGCCUGAUGUUCACACGCGCAAAAUGGCAGACGAACACAUUUCAAAUCCUGUACGGGUGUUUCACAGCGCUGGGCGUAACUGCCGGCGCUCAUCGCUUAUGGGCCCACCGCACCUACAAGGCGAAAACGCCGCUUAGGAUAUUCCUGAUGAUCCUCCAGACGGCCGCACUCCAAAACGACAUCCACGAAUGGGUCAGAGACCACAGAGUGCACCACAAGUUCACAGAUACCGACGCUGACCCACACAACUCCAACAGAGGGUUCUUCUUUUCACACAUCGGCUGGCUAAUGGUCAAGAAACAUCCCAUGGUGAUCGGCAAAGGGAAGUCGGUGGAUAUGAGUGAUGUUGAGGCAGAUCCGGUUGUCAGGUUCCAGAAGAGGUACUAUGUGCCCUUGGUGACCCUCCUAACAUUCAUGAUUCCUGCACAUAUCCCAUGGUACUUUUGGGGUGAGAAUUGGUGGGUGACUUGGUAUGUCACCAUUUUCAGAUACACUUUGUCCUUGAAUUUCACAUGGCUCGUGAACAGUGCUGCACAUAUUUGGGGAACGAAGCCAUACGACAAGAACAUAAACCCGACAGAGAACAGAUUCGUGGCCGUGGCUGCGUUCGGCGAAGGUUGGCACAACUUCCACCACGUCUUCCCUUGGGACUACAAAGCGGCAGAGUUGGGCAACUACAGGAUGAACUUCAGCACAGCCUUUCUGGACUUCAUGGCUCACAUCGGUCAAGCGUACGACCUGAAAACGGUGUCGGAAGCGAUGGUCAAAAGGAGGGUCAAGAGGACUGGCGAUGGCACGUGGGAGGAGAAGGAAAAUGGAGGAAAGAGGGAAGAUAGGGGGCAUGAACAUGAGUAUGGGGAGUAUGUUUGGGGAUGGGGGGAUAAGGAUAUGAGGGAGGAUGAUAUCAAGGAUGUGACGGUGUUGAAUCAGUUGAAACAAGAGUGACGAAGUGAUAUGUGAAAAAUAUGAAAAGCUGUAAGGUAACUUCUUAUGAGUCUUUAAAGUAGCCUUCCUUGAAAUUACUUGCUAACUAAGCAAUGCAAAUUGUCAUCAAAAAAACCCAAAAAUUUGCCUAUGAGUAUCUAAAUAACAUGCUUACUUGGCCAUCAUAGAUCAAGAGAAACUCUAAGCUAAAUCGACUAAUAAAAACGGAUCUAAUGGAGGAGUGGCCUGAAGAUGCCAAUUUACCACUUGAAAAUUCCUUUUCUACGUAACUGCCGCAGAAAAUAUUUUGAGUACAAUGCCAAUGGUCUAUAAUGGACAGAGAAACUGUGUGAUAGGUAGGACCUUAUUAUUUACUAUGAGUUCCGAGGUGCUACUUUUUUACUUCAUUACUGUCAAGUAGGAUUUCCGAAUGACUAUUUUUUUCAUUAUUUGACACUCAAGCAUCAUGAAAUAUCUUAGAUAGUUCCUUGGAGAGUCCUUUGUUUGCUAUGCAUUUAUCAAUUGUGUUUUACUUUUUAUUCGGAACCAUUUUCUUUUGUUAACAUACAGGGUGACUUCGAAGUUGAGUCAUUUAUUUUAAUAGUGAGUAGAUCUGAU